CUGCCGGCUAUCAUUACCACCAAUCGCCACAUCCCAUCCCACACGUCCUCACGAUGCCGCAGAACGACUACAUCGAGGAGCACAUUCGCCGACAUGGUCGCCGAAUGGACCAUGAGGAGCGAAUGCGCAAGAGGGAGGCCCGUUCAUCGCACAAGGCAUCGGCCAUUGCCCAAAAGACGACGGGUCUUAAGGCCAAGAUGCUCAACAAGAAGCGACGUGCAGAGAAGAUCCAGCUCAAGAAGACGCUCAAGGCUCACGAGGAGCGCGAUGUCAAGCAGGCGUCGACGUCUUCGAACCCAGACCAAGCUUUGCCGACGUAUCUGCUGGACAGAGAGGGCCAGAAGGAUGCCAAGGCUCUCUCAUCCGCCGUCAAGGAGAGGAGAAAAGACAAGGCGGCCAAGUACUCUGUGCCGCUGCCCCAGGUGCGCGGCAUCGCAGAGGACGAAGCCUUCAAGGUCAUGAAGACGGGCAAGCGCAAGGACAAGGGCUGGAAGCGCAUGGUCACAAAGGCCACCUUUGUCGGGGAGAGCUUCACCCGCAAGCCACCCAAGCUGGAACGCUUCGUUCGCCCUAUGGCGUUGCGAUACAAGAAGGCUCACGUCACCCACCCAGACUUGAAGGCGACUUUCUCGCUGCCUAUCUUGGGCGUCAAGAAGAACCCGCAGGGCCCACUCAUGACCCAGCUUGGUGUUCUGACGAAGGGAGCUGUCAUAGAGGUGAAUGUGAGCGAGCUGGGACUGGUCACAACGGGAGGCAAGGUUGCGUGGGGCAAGUUUGCCCAGGUCACCAAUAAUCCGGAGAACGACGGGUGCGUCAACGCCGUGCUGCUCGUCUCGUCGUAGGCAACCACCAAGCUGCACCUGGAUCCUGGCAUCGUCCUCCAUCUCCUUCACUCUCAAGCAUUCCCAUCUGGCCGCGUAAGACCCUAGCAUUGUACUUUUACCCCUUCUCCCUUCUGUAAUGACGACACAAUUGCGACGAGUCGACCCCUUGUUGCU
Messenger RNA from Jaminaea rosea, 998 nucleotides. RefSeq names its product putative NSA2-involved in biogenesis of ribosomal large subunit. Gene Ontology annotation, cellular component: nucleolus; preribosome, large subunit precursor. The record is from RefSeq and is a predicted model, not a curated record. NCBI's taxonomy places the organism in Eukaryota, Fungi, Basidiomycota, Exobasidiomycetes, Microstromatales. The transcript is spliced from 4 exons. Gene Ontology annotation, biological process: maturation of LSU-rRNA; maturation of 5.8S rRNA. The coding region runs from base 54 to 842 and encodes 262 amino acids.